ACCUGGUGACUCUGCCGCACGUCGAGCGGUGAAAUCGAUGCGUAACUCGCAACUCAAAAUCCUGUCCAUUCUGUCGCCCCCUUUCGCCAUGAGGGCAGCUGAGGGGUCGAGUUCUGCUUACGAGGGCAUCAGCGUCGACCUGGCGAGGGAAAUAUCCAGGCUGCUGGGUUUCAACUACACCUUCAACCCUGCGCUGGAUGAGUACGGCGAGUUCAACCCAACUCAACAACGAUGGACAGGACUCAUUGGAGAGAUUGUUGAAAAGAGGGCUGAUAUGAUCAUCGCUGAUCUGCCCAUCACCAGCGACCGCCAGAGGGCAGUGGACUUCAGUUCCCCUUGGAUGAGCUACGGCCUAUCAGCGCUGUAUAGACCAGACGCUCCUGCAUCACCGUACACGCUGCUGUUGUCGCCGCUAUCACUCGAGCUGUGGCUGGCAACCGCCAUCACAUACGCCCUUCUUGCCCUCAUCUACGCCUACAUCAACAGCCUUCAGAGACGCGGCCUGCGUAGGCUGGGAGCCGCGGGUUGCGGGGAGCACAACUCCAGCGCGGUUUCGUCGAGGGCCGUGAUGAUCGUGAUGUGGUUGUUCACUGCCGUGACAAUGUCCUGUUACAUCGCUAACUUGUCGGCCGUGUUUCAAUAUCCACAGCGCGGUUUCGUCGAGGGCCGUGAUGAUCGUGAUGUGGUUGUUCACUGCCGUGACAAUGUCCUGUUACAUCGCUAACUUGUCGGCCGUGUUUCAAUAUCCACAGCGCGGUUUCGUCGAGGGCCGUGAUGAUCGUGAUGUGGUUGUUCACUGCCGUGACAAUGUCCUGUUACAUCGCUAACUUGUC
Messenger RNA from Hyalella azteca, 833 nucleotides. RefSeq names its product probable glutamate receptor. Gene Ontology annotation, molecular function: glutamate-gated receptor activity; transmitter-gated monoatomic ion channel activity involved in regulation of postsynaptic membrane potential. The transcript has 6 exons. Bases 38 to 724 code for a protein of 228 amino acids. Gene Ontology annotation, cellular component: plasma membrane; postsynaptic membrane. The record is from RefSeq and is a predicted model, not a curated record. NCBI's taxonomy places the organism in Eukaryota, Metazoa, Arthropoda, Malacostraca, Amphipoda, Hyalellidae. Gene Ontology annotation, biological process: synaptic transmission, glutamatergic; modulation of chemical synaptic transmission.